This is a messenger RNA of Musca vetustissima, 793 nucleotides long. It is a transcript of the gene Jhbp12, whose product is annotated as protein takeout. NCBI's taxonomy places the organism in Eukaryota, Metazoa, Arthropoda, Insecta, Diptera, Muscidae. Bases 1 to 783 code for a protein of 260 amino acids. The record is from RefSeq and is a predicted model, not a curated record. The transcript has 4 exons.
AUGGAGCUGCGCAUGCGUUUUAGACAGACGCAGCCCAUGGCGGUUUCCCUUCUGGUGUUAGCAACCGUUGCAAUGAUUAUGCCAGUGAUCUGUGCUGCAAAAGAUUUGCCGGAGUCAUUUGACAAAUGCAAGCGGGAUUCAAAUUUCGAUAAAUGCCUAGUGGAUGCUGUUAACAAAGCCAUACAGAUUUUGAAAUCAGGUAAUAAGGAAUUUGAAGUUCCUGCCCUUGAGCCACUGCAUGUGAAAUCGCUUGUUAUUGAUGCUGGAACGGCUCCAAUUAACCUGAGACAAACCCUGAAAAAUGUAAUGGUGACAGACAUGAUAUCAUCCAGUAAAAUUCAGAGAUACAGAACCGACUUGGAUAAGUACUUGAUAAUAUGUGACAGCUUUACUGGACGCAUACAAAUGUUGGGCGAUUACGAGAUGUCCGGGCGUAUAUUGCUGCUGCCCAUUACUGGAAACGGUCGUGCCAAUAUAACCCUUGUAAAUACGAAAAUUGAACAUCGAUUAAUUGGCGAACCAUUCGAAAAAGAUGGCGUUCAAUAUAUGCGACUAAAGGAGUAUCGAGUAUCGUUCGAUCCAAAGCGAGUUUAUAUGCAUUUUGAAAAUCUGUUCAACGAUGCCACAUUAUCGCAGACAAUGAAUCGGUUUCUGAAUGACAACUGGGAGACCGUAUUUAAUGAACUAAAGGUUGGCUAUGCAAAAAGUUUUGGAAAAAUCUUCCGAGAGAUAUCAAAUAGGCUCUUUGAAAAAAUACCCAUGGACUCCAUAUUCCUUAGGUAAUUGUUAUUGU